AUGGCAACGGUAGUGGGAUUGUUGUCAGAGAUCAAGAUCUCCUACCUGAGUGAUGGUCCUAGGGAAAAGGCUGCCUUGAUCUCCAACAGGGUCAUUGGAAUUGGACUCCACACUGUGAUAGAGAAUAACUUCUCCUCCAUCUGCAAUAUAACUGGCCCUAUGUCAAAGGUCCCAGUGCCUUUCCAGCAUUGGCUGGCUUGCGUCAGAAUGGAGAAGUAUUAUUCCUUCGUGGUCAUUUUUUGUGCUGUCUUCCUGCCCAAGGCCCUUGGUUUUCCAUACAAAGAUGUUUCAAUAGAUUGUUUCUCCAUGUUGCCGAAUUGUGGAGGAGGACCACAGACAUCAACUCCACCUUAUGUCGUCUCUGUAUCAUUUGAUAGAUACGAUCCAGGAAAUGAAAUACAAGUGACUCUAGAAGGAACGUCGUCUGCUGGAUUCACAGCAUUUAUGGUACAGGCUCGGGAAAUUGAUGGCAACGUUCCCGUUGGCAUGUUUCGUAUCAGGGAUCCAAAUACGCAAGGCUACCCAUGUGCCAACAUGACGAAUUCAGCAGUAAGUCACACGAAUCCCAGCGUAAAACGCAAAGUCACAACUACUUGGGUUGCUCCUCAGGGUACGAAUAAGAUUCGCCUUAUGGCUACUUUUCUUCAAGAUUAUGAUACCUAUUGGGUUGGCGUUCAUAGCAAAACUCUCUCACCCAGAUUUUCAGAAGUCAAUGUUUCAUUGGCAGCCAAUAGCUCAGACCUAGCCAAUGAUUCUGUGGCAUCAACGGUUUCUGAUAUUACUGAUGAUUCUGAGGAGUACGAUGAUGAUUUUGAUUUCAACACCCUCCUUGGUGACACUGAGGCAGUUUAUGACAAUGAGAUACCUGUUGAUUCUGAGGCGACGCCGGACAGAACAGAAAAUGCCACAGAAAAGAGCAAGAGGAAGUCCGUUCUGACUGUGAAUGUCAACUGUGGCGAGGCUGGAGCAGUACAGUCAAGCAGUGGUGGUUGUGUCAAGAGUACACAAGGAUCAUCGCAGAGCAGUGGCAGUGAAGCCAAGGUCAUAGUGGUCAAAGAAGGAAGCAGCAGCGGAAGCGGCUGCGGUGGGGGAGGAACUGCAAGUGUGUACAACAAGUUUGGCUGCAGAGAUAAUGCAGCUGCUUCCGGCAGUCAGUCUUCAUAUGGCCAGUCGGUUUCCACCAGCAAAGUAAAGGUUGUGACUUACCCAGAGAGCAAACCUUUCCCACCUGAGCGUGAUUCUACUUAUCCAUCGAAAAUUGCUAACGCUGGUGGAAUAAUCUAUUCCCAGGUUCCAGACCUCAAGGUGGUUCAUCGGAAACUGUUCGUAUUACCAUACAGGAGGUGUUUUGUGAUAAGCACACACAGCAUCUGUACAAAGAGCUCCACGUGCCCAAUCCAGCAGAUGUUUGACUCUGGCUUGGGGAAGUCCCACGAGUUUGUGUUGAGCAGGAGGAGCCAAGCUGAAAAAAAGCCCGGCUUUGAAAUUAGGCAGAAAGCAUCUAAGCCCCCGCCUAAUGUCAUGAACGACAAGGACUUCCGUGGUGGUUAA
Messenger RNA from Podarcis muralis (Common wall lizard), 1551 nucleotides. NCBI's taxonomy places the organism in Eukaryota, Metazoa, Chordata, Lepidosauria, Squamata, Lacertidae. The record is from RefSeq and is a predicted model, not a curated record.